Messenger RNA from Malaya genurostris, 5163 nucleotides. RefSeq names its product metastasis-associated protein MTA1 (gene MTA1-like). The record is from RefSeq and is a predicted model, not a curated record. The transcript has 13 exons. The coding region runs from base 1191 to 4319 and encodes 1042 amino acids. Gene Ontology annotation, molecular function: chromatin binding; transcription coactivator activity; sequence-specific DNA binding. Gene Ontology annotation, cellular component: nucleoplasm; NuRD complex. Gene Ontology annotation, biological process: negative regulation of transcription by RNA polymerase II. NCBI's taxonomy places the organism in Eukaryota, Metazoa, Arthropoda, Insecta, Diptera, Culicidae.
UGGAACUAGCUGACAGAACGGCGACGGACGACGGCCGCAAAAAGCCAAAAUGGCGGAGCUUGGCAAAAACGAGAGACGCGUCCUGCUGUGUGUGUCCAGCGAAAAUUGAGUGAAAUACAUGCUAGUUCUGUGUAAAAUCGGGUCGGAAGUGCACCGCAGCAGUAGCGGAACUCGGAACCGAUCGAGUCGUGCUGAAGUUUAGCUUCUAGUGGAAAAGAAAUACGUUUAAAGUUUGCUUGAACCCGAUAGGAAGUCAUCAGCAGCAGAAAAAAAAGAAGAGUGCAUCGCGCAGUGAGUUCUAUGCUAUGUGUUAGUGGACCGCUGUGGGUGUUGGUAGAGUAGCUAUCAAAAAAAGGAAAUUGGCAACGGGUGGAAGCGCGGAAAAAGCUUUGUGUGUUUUUCCUCGACGGAACGCAUCUUGCUGCUGCUAUUGGCGAAGAAACGCGUUUUGAGUCCAGUUUCAGGACGGUUGUUCGGAUCGUUUUUUGGCAUUGUAGCUUAUAUGCCGUAUCAGCUCAUCUCAUUCUGACCCGGUAUAUCCUCCAACAGUUGAGUAUUUAUACUAAGAGUUAAUACCUACUUAUCAGUAUCUGAAUUGGGCAAUGCCUACGCUCUGUUGGCUAUCCCACUUUACCGUAUAUGAAUACAGUUAUAAUAGGGAAACGUUUGCCCACACUUCGAUGAUCAGAGGCCGAAACAGCAGCGUAGCAAAGAAGAAAGUGAGGCUACAGAAAACACGAAAAGAGUGAGAGUGCGAAUUAAUAAUAAUCAGCACGCAGGUGGUGAACAAGCCGAAAUAGAAAAUUUUUGAAUCAUUUCCUGACGCAAAAUAGAUCAAUGUGUGGAUCAAAAUGUCGAAAUAUUAUCUACAAUAAAUAAAAAAUUACCGUGAGCAAGGGAGGCAGAAGAAAAACAAAACCGCGCUAGUAAACAGAAGAAGCAUUUCGCCCCCAUCCAAGUGCAUGUGUAUGUACGCUGUAUCGUUUUGUAUUAUUGGUGUUUGUGUGCAGGGAGGAAAAUUUUCCUUUAGUAUUUUUUUCGCUCUCGUGCGGAAACCCGUAAGUGUGAGCUCUAAGUAGACAUCAUCGAACACUGAACCAGGAGCCCAAAAAGAAGCGCGAGCACGAGAAAAAUUCACUAAAAGCAUCUACGAGGGGGUUGGGAGAGCGGAAAACAACCCCACGGCCACUAUGACAACAAACAUGUAUCGGGUCGGAGACUAUGUCUACGUGGAGACAUCGUCGACGUCCCCUUACCAGAUCCGCCGGAUCGAUGAGCUCAACAAGACACCCAACGGAAACGUUGAGGCGAAAGUGAUGUGCUUCUACCGACGGCGAGAUCUGCCCACACCGCUAGUGCAAUUAGCUGAUAAGCAUCAAAUGGCCACCUCCGAAGACUCCCCCGUAGCAAUGAAGCUGAAAAAGAUGUGGCUGAAAACACCGGUCGGCGAGGAACAAGCCGCCCAGGCCGUACUAGAUCCUGCCCUAGUUGCUCUCGAAGAGGAACGAAACAGUCCCAGUUGUGCUGGCAGUGGCAACGACCGAGUCGAACAGCUAAGUCCCAAGCAGCGACAUCAGAUGAAGCACCGCGAGUUGUUCAUGUCCCGCCAAGUGGAAACCCUACCUGCCACCCAGAUCCGGGGUAAAUGCUCGGUCACGCUGCUCAACGAGGAGGAAUCGUUGCUCAGUUAUCUGAACAAAGACGAUACCUUCUUCUACUGUUUGGUGUUCGAUCCAACGCAAAAAACUCUGCUGGCAGACAAGGGGGAGAUUCGUGUUGGGAGUCGAUAUCAGACGGAGCUACAAUCGUUGCUCAAGGAUGGGGAGAAAUAUGAGCGGAAUCUCGAAGAUAUGGAAACGUUAGUAUGGACCCCUAGUCAUACGCUCACGGACAAAAAAAUCGACCAGUUCUUGGUGGUGUCCCGUUCCGUUGGUACCUUUGCCCGAGCGCUCGAUUGUACCAGUUCGGUAAAACAACCGUCCCUGCACAUGUCGGCUGCGGCCGCUAGUCGUGAUAUUACUUUGUUUCAUGCGAUGAACACACUUCAUAAGCACAAUUAUUCGAUAGAGAACGCCAUGUGUUCGUUAGUGCCCUCCAGUGGGCCGGUGCUAUGUCGCGACGAGAUGGAAGAGUGGAGUGCAUCCGAGGCUAAUCUCUUCGAGGACGCGCUAGAAAAGUACGGCAAAGACUUCAACGACAUACGAAACGACUUUCUACCGUGGAAAACGCUCAAAAGUAUAGUAGAGUACUAUUACAUGUGGAAAACGACGGAUCGAUACGUACAGCAGAAGCGAGUGAAAGCGGUGGAGGCCGAAUCUAAGCUGAAACAGGUCUACAUUCCCAACUACACCAAACCCAGCCCGGCACUGAUCACGAACAACAACAAGAACAUUCUGAACGGGAAUUCGAAUGGAAGCGGAGGUGUCGAGGUGCUAACGAUAAGUGGUGGAAAGCCGUGCGAGUCUUGUUCGACGUUAGCGUCGCAACAGUGGUACACAUGGGGACCAUCACAUCUCAGCUGUCGUUUGUGUCAGACCUGUUGGAACUAUUGGAAGCGUUACGGAGGCCUUAAAGUAGCAUCGCGGUUAGCAGAUAAUGGUGAUAUUGACACAACGGCAGCACCGGUAGCGGCUGCCCCUGGGGCUGUGUUACUGAAAAAGCAACGAGGCGGCAUUACACCCGGAACCGGUAGUGCGGGAAGUGAUCUCGAUGAUGAUCUGACAAUUGUGGCCAGCAGUGGGCCUAUCGGUAGUCUAGGGACCGGUGGGCUGAGCAAUCAUCGGCCCCACAGUCCAUCCUUUAAAUGUUCCAUUGUCAAUUGUGGCAAAGAAUUCAAGCUGAAGGCUCACCUAGCACGACACUACGCGCAAGCACACGGAAUUCAGAUCCGAUCGGGAUCGCCGCGACCUAUUAUGAAGACGCGGACAGCUUUCUAUCUGCAUACCACUAUGACCACACGGUUAUCGAGGCGGUUAUGCAGACAAAUCAUACGUUCUAAGAAGGCUGCCCGACAACCGUCGUAUUCGAUCAACAUUGCAAACGUGAAGCAGGAAUUUGCCAUCGCCGAAGCAGGAAAAAGCAUAACGGAACUGCGCAAGUAUUUGAUCUACAAGAAAAGAGACCGAGGCAGUGUGACACAUAUCGCCAACCGACUCGGUAAUCCAGGCGCAAUCGUCGGUGAGUGGCUAAUACUAACACCGAAGGAUAAAAUGCCAAAGCCGGAGGUGGUAGCCUUCCCUAAACCACCGAAAGCACCCGAUGGAAGUUUGCUAUACGAGCGGAUACCAAAUAAACCCGAGGCUGAGAAAAUUCCACUGAAUCCCGUGACGGUGCCCACUUCGUGCAGUGCCGGUACCGUCAGUGUUCCGACUGUGAAUGCGAUUGGUGGACCAGUAGCAGUGGCUACGGUCGCACCGACAACUGCCGCUGCCGCCGUUGUUGCAACGGCCAUGCCAACGCUGGGCAGCACGGCCGGUGUAACACCGGGACGAAUCACUCCAAACGUUAGUACUACGAUUCUACCGGUUGGAAGCAAUGCUGCUAACCCACCUACAUCACUGAAACGGCGGAACUACGAGGACGCUAAUGGAAUUGAUGGCCCGGUUGCACCUCCCACGAAGAGGCCCAACAAAGAUCCCAUGCCGUCGCAUCGACCGACACCGGAGCAAUACGCAGCAAUGAUGGCCGCAGCACAGGCGGCUGGACAACCUCUACCGAGGCAUCAUAUGAACGGUAAACCAAAAAUUGCACAAAUGACACGAACCGGUUCCGGCCGGAAGCAGGUCAUAAGCUGGAUGGAUGCACCGGAUGAUGUCUAUUAUCGAUCGACCGAAGCUAGCAGGAGAACAAGAAGAAAGAUCCCUAUCACUGAGCUGCGGCGUUCGGCAAGAAAACCCUGGCGCACCCUGCAUCCGAAGUACGCUGCUAUCAUUGCUACCCUGCUACCGCCGGUUGCUAGCGUGUCGGUUGCUGCGGCAGCCGCUGCUGCUGCCGCCGCCGCAGCUGCGGUGGCCGUCACCGGUAUCUCGCAGCCACCACUAACGCUUCCGUCUCAACUAACGGCACAACUGAAUGCCACCAGUGGUCAACUUCCUCACACUGCCGCCGUGACCGCUGCGACAAACCUUAACCUCAAUCUGAAUACUAACAUUGCCGCCGCUGCUACACUGGCCAGUGUUCAUCCGCUGGCGGCUCAACUGGCCACUAGCAACAGUACCAAUAGUAGCAUCAGCAAUAUCAACAACGGUACCAGCAACAACAAUAGCAGUAGUAGCAAUAAUAAAGCCAACAGCGAUCUACAGGUUGUAAUCCUAGACUGACCCGAACCUCCGAAACAGUUGCAACAGAAUCAACAACUACAUCAACAACAACCACAACAACAGCAUGCACACAUGACGCCGACGCCGUCACAACAACAGCUGCCGCCGCCGCCACAUCCAUACACGAUGGAAGCACUGCUCAAUUAACUCGUAAACUAAAAAAAAAUACACACACACAAACAGUAAAAAAAAGCUCUGAUAAUGAAAGAAAAAGAAAUCGUUUUCGUUUUUUCUUUUCGAUUUUAUCUUAAUUUUAGGACGCGAGGUUGUUUUCAAAUCAAACGCCUCAAAAAACUAUUUAAAUAAUACAAUGUAAACUAUUGAUGCUCUGUGAGACAAAAAGUAGUAGCGAAAAGAAGAAAAAGAAGAAGAAGAAGAGGAAGAUAGUACUAAUAGCGUGGCGGUUGGAAGUUCUGAAGAAUUUUUACGCCCGCGCAACCCCGAGAGUGAAACGUAAAACAAACAAAAAACGGUAUUUCUGCAUGCAUGCACGAGAGGAAGAAAAAUGCCCGAAUUCACGAACGGCAGCAGGAAGAUAUGUGAGUUUAAGUAUAUUUUUUGUAAAAAGUAAAAUACAUCGCUCCCUCUUAAUUAAGAGUAAAUUCUUAAAAUAAAGUAACAAAAAAAUGAAUGCAUUAAAAUUCAGCAAAAAAGAAUCGCCACGAAAGCAAAUGAUAAUAAGCUAAAAUUCAAUUUACUACAAACAUUUAGAAGAAUACAACUGAACAGCAGCCAGCAAAAGAUUCGAACUGUUAGCGAAUAGGAGGGAUAUCAUUAACUUUUUCUCCAACUUUGAUGAAACCUCUCUCAAAAAUAAACAAGUAACAGUUGAAAUGCAGACAAA